AUGGCUUCAGAAUCGAUUGGCAUCUUUACCGCAGCUACAGCUCAGCAGGACGCCGGUACCAACGGAGUUGACAUCACUACGCAAGUCAAUGGUAACAACCACCCAACCAAACUUGAUGAGACAGGCCAUGACCUGAACAAAGCCACCGAAGAAUGUAAACAUGUCAAAACCGUCAACCCCGCCGAGGAGACCAGAUCGGGCGAGCAAAUCUCUGCCCCGGCGAGUGCUGACGCCCAGGAGCCUACCGGGGAGAACAAAGCCGAGCAACCAACUACUGGCAAUAAACGCGAACAUGAGUCGAUCUCCACCCCUACGGACCCCGGCAAGGCUACUACGGUGGCUUCGACUGAACCGUCUGUUGCACCUGCCGCUAAAAAGCAAAAGCCCGAUACCAACACUGCGACUGAAAAUGGUACUGUGCCAAACGGAGAGAAGAAAAAAAGCCAUUCCAAGAAGGUGAAGGAUACCGUGAAGAAAACUAUCCCUACGGAUGGUAUCGGCAGCCGGACACGUAGUCGAACCAAGACUGCAUCUUGA
Molecule: messenger RNA, 537 nt
Organism: Aspergillus tanneri
Lineage: Eukaryota; Fungi; Ascomycota; Eurotiomycetes; Eurotiales; Aspergillaceae
Exons: 2
Coding region: 1-537 (178 amino acids)
Source: RefSeq, a predicted model, not a curated record